CCAUGGCAACCCCGGAGCCUUCACACCCAGACUUGUCGCGAAGCCGGCCACCAGCCGAGUUGUAGGUUGGGCCCCAGGAGGAGCGCGCGACUUUUGGCGGCCCAACCACGAUGCCCAGGUGACCAUUUCUCUCUCUGCUGGGCACCUGGAAAACAGAUAAUCAUGAUUUGGAAGAAUGGUGUGGGACUGGGGAGCAGACAGGCCGAGACGGACUUCCUGGAGGCUUCAUCUGUAUAUGAAUUUUAGAGCAAACAUUGAGACUCUCUGGGAAAUUGCAAAAGCUGAAGUAGAAAAAAGAGGAAGUAAUGGAAGUGAAGGCGAUGGAGUUGAAAUUGGAGAAAAAUCUGUUUUCUUCAUUGGCAGUAAAAAUGGGGGGAAGACUACUAUUAUUCUAAGGUGUCUUGACAGGGAUGAGCCAGCAAAACCAACCUUAGCUUUGGAAUAUACGUAUGGAAGAAGAGCAAAAGGACAUAACACACCAAAAGAUAUUGCUCACUUUUGGGAACUAGGUGGAGGAACCUCUUUAUUGGACUUAAUCAGCAUACCAAUCACAAGUGACACCUUACGGACAUUUUCUAUUGUUCUUGUUUUGGAUCUUUCAAAGCCGAAUGACCUUUGGCCCACUAUGGAAAAUCUGCUGAAAGCCACAAAAAGCCAUGUUGAUAAAGUGAUAAUGAAAUUGGGAAAGACAAAUUCUAAAGCAGCUUCUGAACUGAGGCAGAAAAUGUGGAGUAAUAUGCCAAAGGACCAUCCAGAUCGUGAAUUAAUUGACCCAUUUCCAAUACCUCUGGUCAUAAUUGGAAGUAAAUAUGAUAUUUUUCAGGAUUUUGACUCUGAGAAGAGAAAAGUAAUAUGCAAGACACUUCGAUUUGUUGCACAUUAUUAUGGAGCAUCAUUAAUGUUUACCAGUAAAUCAGAAGCUCUGUUACUAAAAAUACGUGGAGUUAUCAACCAGUUGGCAUUUGGCAUUGAUAAAAGUAAAUCAAUAUGUGUGGAUCAGAAUAAACCACUGUUUAUCACAGCAGGAUUGGAUUCUUUAUGUCAAAUAGGGUCUCCUCCUGUUUCUGAUAAUGACAUUGGAAAGCUUCAUGCCCACUCACCAAUGGAAUUGUGGGAAAAGGUGUAUGAAAAGCUCUUUCCACCAAAGAGUAUCUACACACUAAAAGAUAUCAAGGACCCAGCACGAGAUCCUCAGUAUGCUGAAAGUGAAGUUGAUGAGAUGAGAAUCCAGAAGGAUCAGGUAUUAUUCAAGGACGAGGUUACUUCUGAGCAUUGUGUGUUCACGUUGAAAGCUAUCUUCCCUAAGGGAACUGAGAGGCAACCGGCGGUGCGGGUAUCAUUCUUCACCUGACUCUGGAACUGGAACAAUACAAGAGAAGCUCUUCAAAGUCUUGGAAACAAAUUGAUCUUGAUUCUUGACUUAAUUCAACUAUUGUGUAUUUAUUUCUUCUUUCCCAAAUCCAAGUAAGAUUAUUAAAUAUUGUGUCAAUAUGUGACAAAAGUUAAGAUGUGUAAUUUGUUAGAAGAAAAGCUGAAUUUCUUGUUCUCUUGCAACUCUCUGGAUAUUCUAAAAUAUUUUCAAAGGGGAAAAAAUUGUGUGACUACAUAUAAUAUAUUUUUGAAAAAUAAAAGAAUCUUUUAUUAUCUACCUCUAAUGUGUAAGUAGUAUAGACCUAAGUAAGCAUGUAUACAUAUCUGCUUAUGUUUUUAGGAAAGCAAAAGUAUUUGGUCUUAAAAAUAAGUUCAAGUGCCCAUGUUGGAUACGUGGUAUAUUCAGCUGUAGCUGGUUUUACCCUCAAGAGUGAAGAACUAUUUAAAAUGGACACUCCUGGGUCCUCACAUCAAGAGAUCCUGAAUCAAUUGUCUGGAAUGGAACAUUUUAAAUCAGCA
Molecule: messenger RNA, 1890 nt
Organism: Ictidomys tridecemlineatus (thirteen-lined ground squirrel)
Lineage: Eukaryota; Metazoa; Chordata; Mammalia; Rodentia; Sciuridae
Gene: Dync2li1
Product: dynein cytoplasmic 2 light intermediate chain 1
Biological process (GO): intraciliary transport involved in cilium assembly; intraciliary retrograde transport
Cellular component (GO): ciliary basal body; axoneme; cytoplasmic dynein complex
Molecular function (GO): dynein heavy chain binding
Source: RefSeq, a predicted model, not a curated record